Molecule: messenger RNA, 1442 nt
Organism: Lymnaea stagnalis (great pond snail)
Lineage: Eukaryota; Metazoa; Mollusca; Gastropoda; Lymnaeidae
Source: the annotation of a GenBank genome assembly
UACAGAAACAGCGACCUGCCGGGACAGUUUGAUUACAGGUGCGGCUUGGCGGCCCCGGGUGCAGGGUGCGCGCUGUCCGUGUUUGACCUGCAGGAAGCAAAGCAUCUUUGUGAUUUAGACAGUCGGUGCAAAGGUUUUAUUUGGACACACAGGAAAACGUGGACAGGUUGGAAAGAAUAGAGAGAUAAACUAUUAUGUGGUUUUGUUGGUAUUCAGUUUAAAAAAAAAAAUUUUUUAAUCUUUUGUUUAAAAAUGUACUAAAAAGUAUCAACUAAUUGAGCUCUGUUAGUUUAGGUCGUUGUACUAAAAAGUAUCAACUAAUUGAGCUCUGUUAGUUUAGGUCGUUGUACUAAAAAGUAUCAACUAAUUGAGCUCUGUUAGUUUAGGUCGUUGUACUAAAAAGUAUCAACUAAUUGAGCUCUGUUAGUUUAGGUCGUUGUACUAAAAAGUAUCAACUAAUUGAGCUGUGUUAGUUUAGGUCGUUGUACUAAAAAGUAUCAACUAAUUGAGCUCUGUUAGUUUAGGUCGUUGUACUAAAAAGUAUCAACUAAUUGAGCUCUGUUAGUUUAGGUCGUUGUACUAAAAAGUAUCAACUAAUUGAGCUCUGUUAGUUUAGGUCGUUCGAGUUUUGCGGAUGAGGCAAUAAAACAGUUCUGUCAUCAAAACAUUUAAAUAAACCACGUGGCAUGGUCAGGUGUCAUUUUUCUAAUUGUUCAAAGGGCCAUGAGGUACUACUACCCGUUGUUUGAAUAGUUUGACAUCGAAGUAAUUUAAGCAAAAACCCAGAUAGCUUCAAGUUGGUUCAUCAAAAACCUAUAUAGCUUCAAGUUGGUUAAGCAAAAACCCAGAUAGCUUCAAGUUGGUUAAGCGAAAACCAAGAUAGUUUCAAUUUGGUUAGGCAAAAACCCAGAUAGCUUCAAGUUGGUUCAUCAAAAACCUAUAUAGCUUCAAGUUAGUUAAGCAAAAACCCAGAUAGCUUAAAGUUGGUUAAGCGAAAACCAAGAUAGCUUCAAGUUGGUUCAGCAAAAACCAAGAUAGCUUCAAGUUGGUUAAGCAAAAACCCAGAUAGCUUCAAGUUGUUUAAGCAAAAACCCAGAUAGCUUUAAGUUGGUUAAGCAAAAACCCAGAUAGCUUCAAGUUGGUUAAGCAAAAACCCAGAUAGCUUCAAGUUGGUUAAUCAAAAACCCAGAUAGCUUCCGUUUUUCUCUAAGUUCAACUAAGUGAAAUAUUUGACUUUUUUUGUGUGUGUUUAUUAUUUCAUUUAUGUUACCUUUUUUUUUUUUCCAUAUUGCCCUAUUUCAGGUAGAACAAUGAUCCAUCUGAAAAACGGGUUGUCUACUCUUUCAUUGAAUGAAUCCACAGACGUCUACGUCAAGCCAGGUUGAAGAAAGGAUCCCAACCAUUCUGAAGCAGAGUACAGAAAUCUACUGGCAGGAAUCGGA